Molecule: messenger RNA, 321 nt
Organism: Cladophialophora psammophila CBS 110553
Lineage: Eukaryota; Fungi; Ascomycota; Eurotiomycetes; Chaetothyriales; Herpotrichiellaceae
Exons: 1
Coding region: 1-321 (106 amino acids)
Molecular function (GO): oxidoreductase activity
Source: RefSeq, a predicted model, not a curated record
AUGGCCGUCAACGCUACAGUCCUCUAUCCCGCCGAGGAAGGUGCCACCUUCGACAUGACCUACUACCUGAAAACCCACAUGCCGCUGGUCAGCGAGAAAUGGAGCCAAUACGGCCUCCAGGCGUGGAAAGUCAUCCAGUUGCUCCCCGGGCCCGACGGCUCCAAGCCCUACAGCGUCGCCGCCCUGUUGACCUGGGAGUCGGCCGACGGGCUCAGCAAGGCCCUGAAGGGUGACGAGGCGCAGACCGUGUUUGGCGACGUGCCCAACUUCAGCAACAGGUCUCCCAUCUUCCUCAUGGGCGAUAUUGUUGGUUCUUCGUGA